Messenger RNA from Carcharodon carcharias (great white shark), 1713 nucleotides. RefSeq names its product protein polyglycylase TTLL10-like. The transcript has 9 exons. The record is from RefSeq and is a predicted model, not a curated record. The coding region runs from base 1 to 1713 and encodes 570 amino acids. Gene Ontology annotation, biological process: protein modification process. Lineage: Eukaryota; Metazoa; Chordata; Chondrichthyes; Lamniformes; Lamnidae.
AUGGUGGGGAUUGUGGCCGCCAUCGACAGGCUGAGCGGACGAUCGCAAACUGGGUUUCAUAACAUCGUGGAACUGAUUUCUGGCCUUUUCGCAUAUUGUCUGCUCACACUGCUGAACACGCCCGGUGCCAGCGGGCAGAGAAAAUUCCGCCCUUUCUCUCCCCCACCUCCGGUCACUCACUUGCUCAGACGCCAGUGGGCCCUGCUCGUGUCGCUUGAACACUACAACAAUUGGUGCAGUCGGCAGGAUAAUCUACUAGUGGCCGGGGAAUCGGACGACCAGUCGCACCAAGUGGGUGAGUACCUUUAUUUAUCACUCAUAGGUCGGGUGUUAGUCUGGCGGCCGGACAAAUGGACCACUGAGAUCAAAUUUGGAGGCGGUGGUGCGGAACAAGUCAACGGUAAGUCCAUAAGAUUGGAUGAUUUUUUCCCCGAGUCGUAUCGCAUUGAUGUGCAAAGUGAUCGGCAACUCUUUUUUGAUACCUUCAGAGAUGGGCAGAUUUGGAUUUGUAAACCUUCCAAUUUACAAGAGGGCCGAGGGAUCUUCCUCCUGAAGUCUCGGGAAGACCUAGCAGUGUUCCAUGCAAAGUUGAAAAGUGUUGAGGAGAACCCAAUGUUCAAACCAUCUCACUAUAAUUCCAUCAUUCACAGAGUGGUGCAAAGAUACAUUGUCAAGCCCUUACUCUUAGAAGGUAGAAAGUUUGAUGUCCGCUCCUAUUUCCUGAUCGCCUGCACCGCGCCCUUUGUGGCUUUCUUUCACCAUGGUUAUGCCAAAUCAACAUGCAACAUAUAUGAUCCAUUUUCUGAUGAUCUGACAAGUCACCUGACCAACCAGUUCAUGCAGAGAAAGAACCCCCUGUACAAUGAAAUGAAGGAGGAAACAAUCUGGUCCAUGGAACAAUUGAAUGACUAUAUUAAUAAGAGGUAUAUGAAAGAAAGGCAUCUUCCAAAGGACUGGGUCUUCACUGUUUUUGCAAGGAGAAUGCAGGAGAUCAUGACAAUAUGCUUCAAUAUUGCCAAGAGCAAACUGGAUUCUAAACUGGGCUACUUUGACCUCUUGGGCUGUGACUUUAUUGUUGAUCAAAAUUUCAAGGUCUGGUUACUUGAGAUGAAUGCCAAUCCCUCUUUACAUAGACAUUGCUCAGCUCUCAAAGCAAUCAUCCCUCAAUUAGUGUAUGAAGCUCUUGAUGUGGUAAUUGAGAUAUUCAAAAAACGUAGUAAAGGAGCUUACGCUUUACCACUUCAGUCACUGAAAGAGUUCGUCCUAAUAUACAACGAUUGCCAUCAGGACCAGAUUCCAAGACCAAUAAGAGUUGGAGGGACAUCUCCAACAAUUAAGCAACCUUCCCAGCUGUGUCCACAUACUUUGAAACGCCCGGUAAGAAAGUCCUUGAGAAAACCAUCAGCAAUUAGAUCACUCUCAGAUCAAGUGGCUGUCGAAAUGAAACCCCUUCAGAAAGCCGUUUCAUUGCUAACCCAUGGUCAGCUACCAGUCAUCGCCCAGAUACAGAGCUUGUACUGUGCAGAGUCCAAAGCUAAAACCAACCCCUUCUCAAGAAAUCAGACUGCCUCUUUGGAAGGAUGGAAUCAACUGCAAACCAAUGUUUCCAAACCACUGAUGAUGACUACACCAUUUGUGUCUGGACUCAACAAGAGGUUUGCUGUAAUUCAUCAACAAAGUAAGAGCAUGGAAAGUAGUCUACUCUCUAAGUAG